AUGCACUUCUAGCCAGGAUCUUCUGUGGAGCUGAGUCAAAUUAGGGUUUCCGUUCCCACUCUAUGAAAGCUGUGCCUUCGGUCAUCAUUCUCCUUGACAACGUCAGCAAGCAAGCGAUAGAAACGAAGCGAGCGUGGCGAUGGAACAGACAGACCUUCAUCAUGAUCAAGCCCGACGGCGUCCAACGCGGCCUGGUUGGAGAAAUCAUUAGUAGGUUUGAGAAAAAGGGUUUCUACUUGAAAGGUGAAGAUUUUACCAACUGCAAUCCUUUUUUUGUUUUCCCCGUCUACUUUAGAGAAGAAACGAGAAAUUUUCUUGGUUAUUUUUGUGCGUCGAUCAGGGUUGAAGUUGGUCGGCGUGGAACGCUCCUUUGCGGAGAAACACUACGUCGACCUCUCCAUGAAGCCUUUCUUUGGUUCCCUUGUGGAGUACAUCAUCUCUGGUCCGGUGGUAGCGAUGGUAUGGACGCGAAAGAAUGUGGUGGUCAGACUAUGCAAUUGAGAUUGGCAGGGUCCAUGAUGCUUCCUUCCAACAUGGUGACAACCAUGCUAAUUGAAGCAACAUGAUGAGUGUUGCUGCAUCAUUCUAUAAGGCAACUUUAGCAGUUACAACAGGGA
This is a messenger RNA of Zingiber officinale, 617 nucleotides long. RefSeq lists its product as uncharacterized. Lineage: Eukaryota; Viridiplantae; Streptophyta; Magnoliopsida; Zingiberales; Zingiberaceae. The transcript is spliced from 4 exons. The record is from RefSeq and is a predicted model, not a curated record. Gene Ontology annotation, molecular function: nucleoside diphosphate kinase activity. The coding region runs from base 63 to 566 and encodes 167 amino acids.